CGAUCAACAAAUCCGUGCAAUGUUUCGCUGCGGGUGAGUACUUCCAAGGUUCAAAUGCGACGGGAUGGGGAGUUGGGGUAUCGUCACGUGAUGCGGUGAGGAACCGACGCGACUCGCGAUCUCCCAGCUGAGCUCAGACGCGCCUCGUUCUCUGCAAGGCACACAAACGUUAACAUCCGCCACCAUCUUCCUUCGUCACCGUGUGAGACACUUCAUGAUGGAGGAAAGUGCAAUAAUGGAGAGCUCACAGCAGCUUUUCGACGGUCUCUCGUUCACCAUAAUUCCCAAUGCCAUCUCGGAAGAAGAGCAAGCAAAGUUGACGAAAGAUAUAACUGCAAGCGGAGGUAUAGUGAUACCUUUCGAUGCAUCCCACGGGCGUAUCGACAAAUUGAAUGAGAUUUCGUACAUCAUCUCCACAACUUCGGACUUUCCAGAUUACCACCGCGCGCUCGAUCUGUUCAAGCAUGUUGUGAAACCUUCAUGGGUCUCUGCGUGUCUACAAACUUCAAAAGUGAAAAACCCCAGAGUGUACAGCCCGGAUCCUGCGCUGUUCAUGAACGAGGUGGUCGUCUGCUGCGGAGACCUCCCAGAGGGAGACAAGGAAGCCAUUGAGGGUGGGGUGCUCGCAAUGGGAGGCCAGUACGCCACGCAGCUAACAAAAUUCGUAACACAUUUGAUUGCAUUGAGCAUGGACGAUCCGCGAUGCCAGCUUGCCCUUUCAAAGCGUCUUCGACUCCAGAUAGUUCUACCUCACUGGUUCGACGACUGUCUGCGCAUCGGCCGUAGGCUUUCCGAGCGGCCGUAUACCCUGCCCGACCCUGAAGUACUCAAUACCCAGGCAGGCGCAAUUCCGCCAACACGUACAAGCAAUGACAUCCGUGAAGCCACGACGCCAGACCCAAGAGACCUCCCAAUUACGGCCACACAACGUUCAGGACAACCAAGAGCGAUAAGGGCCUUCAGUGGAAAGAAGAUAAUGCUCAGUGAAGACCUGUCGCUCAGUUCCCGGUUAAAGGACGUCAUCAUAUCGCUGAUCCAUGCUGGUGGGGGCACGAUAACUCACAAUGUGGACGAGGCACAUAUGUACGUGUGCAACUAUCGAGAUGGUCCAGACUAUAUCAAAGCUUCCCAAGCACGAAAAGAUGUGGGCAACUUGAGCUGGCUGUACUGGAUGAUCACACACGAUACCUGGACCAACCCUAUGCGUCGGAUGAUGCACUAUCCCAGACCACGAGGAGGCAUUCCAGGAUUCGACAAGUAUAAGAUCAGUAUUUCCAGCUAUACAGGCGAUGCACGAGUGUAUCUCGAGAAUCUAGUUCGGGCUUCUGGGGCGGAAUUCACGAAAACCUUCAAACAAGACAACACUCACCUCAUCACGGCUCACAAGCAGAGUGAGAAGUGUGAGGCCGCCGAGGAGUGGAAUGUCCAUGUGGUUAAUCAUCUGUGGUUGGAGGAGAGCUACGCAAAGUGCAAGGAGCAAACCCUCACGGAUAGCAGAUAUGUGUAUUUUCCCUCCAGGACCAAUCUUGGUGAGAUCCUAGGUCAAACCGAGAUUGACCGCGAUGCAGUAGAAAAGGCAUAUUUCUCUAAAGCUCAGGCAAGGAAGGAUGCACGAGGAACCCCACUAGUCGCCAAUAACAAGCGCAAACAGGUGGUCCAGGACGCCGCGACACCUGUGGCUUCACGACAUGCUGAUGACAAGGAGAACGAGACACCAGGAACGACCGGUAGCCGCGGAGCAAAAGACCGUGCACUGUCGCGAUUACACGAAGCAGCACCCGACAUCGCAAAAUUCGAGAAGGAGAUGAAGCGCAAAGGAGGUGUGAUCCACGGAGGACGGCGGGAGAAAGACCUCGAGGUUGUCGACAAAUCGAAGAAAGCCAAAGGUCGCGAUUCUGUUGCCAGUAAGCGUUCAAUUGAUGAGGUGGACGGGGAAGAUGAUCAGUCGGAUGCCUCGACCGACGAACCCGCGCUGAAGUCUAAGAGAGCGAAGAAGGAUAAGAUGACUCCCAUUAAAUAUCGGAUGCUCAUUUCGAAGGACGACCGUUGGCUGAAUAAUCCGGAGAAGGAGUCCAAGGACAAGGCUAGACUACGUGAAUUGGGUCUCUUUAUCACGGAGGACUACAAGAAAGUCGAUCUCCUCUGUGCUCCUACGGUCGUCCGGACGAAGAAGUUUGUCGCGGCUCUGGCCUGCGGUCCCACCGUCGUAGCAAGCUCCUACUUGGAUUUUGCACUCGUAAACAACAAGCUACCGCCGCCGGAGAAGCAUCUACUCCGGAACCAUGACUUCGAGACACAGCACGGUUUCCGCCUAGACGAGGCGCUGGAACGUGCGAAACAAAACCAGAAGCGUCUGCUCAGGGAUUGGACUAUUUUCUGCACCGAGGGUGUUACUGGCGGGUACGAGACCUUCAAGGAAAUCAUUGUCGCAAAUGGCGGGCAGUGCCAUCUGUGGAAAGGACGCGCCACCAAGGUUUCGGCUUAUAAACGCACGAUCAAUACGUCUGAUAAGGAUGUCUCGCAAAACCAGGAGGAAGAUGAAGGCGAUGGGUUGUACCUCAUCUCCGAAGCGAAGAAGUCGGAGCUCCCUCUCUGGACCAAGUUCCGAGAGUUGGCGCAGAAACACGACAUGAUUCCGCGGAUUGUCACGACAGAGUGGAUACUCUUUGUUGCGAUGGCGCAAUAUGUGCAUUGGGACGAGAAGUGGGAGCUGAAGGAAGAAAUGGUGAAGGGGAAGUGAGGGUUUUUGCCUGAGAAUUUGGUGCAGAGAAGUGAGAGUUUUCAUGUUGCUUAUAUCGCAUAUGGUCCUCAAGGCAUUACCUACCCAUGGCGCGGAGUUUUGGCACCACGGCUUGAGCUGAUGGAUAUCGGAAUGUUUGAUACCAACCGCUAUGACUUACUGGUUGAGGGUUUCAUGUCUGGUUAUGAUGCUAGCAGACUUGAUACUCCAGUGCAUUAAUGAAAGCAACU
Messenger RNA from Westerdykella ornata, 2970 nucleotides. RefSeq names its product BRCT domain-containing protein. Gene Ontology annotation, cellular component: Cul8-RING ubiquitin ligase complex; nucleus. NCBI's taxonomy places the organism in Eukaryota, Fungi, Ascomycota, Dothideomycetes, Pleosporales, Sporormiaceae. The record is from RefSeq and is a predicted model, not a curated record. The transcript is spliced from 4 exons. Gene Ontology annotation, biological process: DNA double-strand break attachment to nuclear envelope; double-strand break repair. Bases 215 to 2740 code for a protein of 841 amino acids.